AUGGAUUCUUCAGCAUCCUUCGGCGAUCUCCAGACCUCCAUCUCUCAGGCCCUUGUAUCCACCACGCGCGCGGCGAAUCGUCUGAACUCCGAGGACCUUGCAUUCCACCGAUCGCUCGACCGGAGCCUGUCCGAAAGACUCGACACCCAGAAUGCACGGCUUCUUGAAAUUGCGCAACGUCUACUUGGGAGCGCGAUCUCGGGUGAGGCUGUAGGUCCUACAUUUCCCGAUGGCAAAGAAGACCUCGAGCACAAAUGGAAAAGCGUGGUUGAUGUUAUCGACAGUUUGCUGGAGAGGGCGGAUACGAGCUUAGACGAGUAUACUGGCGUGGUGAAGAGAGUGGACGACACGGGCCCAAACAAUGUUGCAGACAGUGCGGCAUCUAAACGGCGUGGAGCGAAGCUGUUCCGCUUGCAAGAACUAGCGAAACCGCAGCUCGCCUUCAAACACUUGCCUCAGAAUAAUCCAUCAGGCCCCUGGAAACCUUUGCUAACAAAGAAGCCGCAUGCAAAGCAACUUCUACAGCAAAGUCUGAGCAUAGCAGAAUCUCAAUGGGGUAUAGAACAGUACCAGCAUCCCUACCGCACCGAGAUAGAUCAAUAUACGUUCCCGGAAUCAGUCUACACCAAAGCUGAGCCUGUUCCUUACUUGCCUUACGAAGAAACCACUGCCACAUGGGUCGACACUACGGAAGGCCUCGCGUCCAUGCUAGAAGAGCUGAAGGGUGCAAAAGAGAUAGCCAUUGAUAUUGAGCACCAUGAACAUCGUACAUUUUCUGGGUUACUAUCUCUCAUGCAGAUCUCUACGCGCGACAAAGAUUGGAUAGUGGAUACCUUGAAGCCGUGGAGGAGGGACUUGGAAUGCUUGAAUGAAGUUUUUACAGACCCUUCGAUUGUCAAAGUUCUACAUGGAGCAUACAUGGAUGUCAUUUGGUUGCAGAGAGAUCUCGGACUCUAUUUAGUAGGACUUUUCGACACUCACUGGGCUGCGAAGGCGCUAGGAUAUGAUGGUGGCAGUCUAGCUUUCUUACUACAGAAAUUUGUUGGCUUUGAGGCUCAGAAGCAGUAUGCAACAGCUGAUUGGCGAAUACGGCCGCUACCAAAGGAGUUAUUCGACUAUGCUCGCUCGGACACCCAUUUCCUUUUGUACAUUUACGACCACAUGAGGAAUGAGCUCAUAGAUCGCUCGAAUUUCGAUCAUCCAGACAAGAACAAGGUUCAGCAGGUCCUCGAGAAGUCAAAAGAGACUGCUCUCCAGACGUAUUCUCAGCAUGUCUACGACCCGAAUGGAAGAGGUCAAGGUGGAUGGCUCGGCUUGCUUAUGAGGACGCCAGCGGAGUUUUCUAAAGAGCAAUUUGCAGUGUUCAAGGCUGUUCAUCAAUGGCGUGAUCACGUAGCUCGCCAAGAAGACGAAGGUCUAAAUUAUCUCAUGUCUAACCAUGCGCUAUUCAGUAUUGCGCGCGAGAUGCCGAAGGAACCUUCCGAGCUUCUAUCGCUGGCGACACCUGUGACAGCCGUCCUACGCUCUCGAGUUGAUGAACUACUCGCUGUCAUUACGAAGGCUAGAAUAGAGGGCGAAAAUGGACCAGAGAUGAUUGAAGCCCUCAAUAAUCAUCGUGCUAAACGUCAAGCAGCUUUGUCUGCCACAGUUCCCAUCAUCCAGUCAGCACCUCAAUUUGCCGAGUUCAGUAGCGCUCCUCCAACAUUGAGAGAUAGCGGUAGUAUGCGCAGCACAAAGUCUAGCUUCUGGGGCAACUUCCUUAGUAGCCUAUGGCCACAGCGCAGAAUGAGCAGUACACUAGCGCCCUCACAGGACCUCACUCUUGCCGUCCCUCUUCCACCUCUUACGGCUGAGAUAUUCGCAGAUGGUACAAGCGCAGCCGAGACUACCAAGCAAAAGCCAGAGCUUAAGUUCAUUCGGAAGGAGGAUCGUCCAAACGUCGACGAUGAUGAUGAAAUAUUCGUGAUCAGAGAAUUAGGCCAACGCAAGCGCAAAGCCGACGAAGACCCGUCUACAGGUCUUCAUGACAUACCCGGAGACGAUGCUAUAGCGCUAGAAGAAGGAAUGGAGAAACGAAAUCUCCGCAGGGAACAAAAAGCAGAGGCGAAGAGGCAGAAAAAAAUGGCCAAGCGUGCCUUGAAUGCCGACGGAAAGCCGUUGAAUAAAGGGGUGCCCGAAGAUAUGGACGCCGCCCCAGAGCCUCAGUCCUACGACUACGAGAAUUCACCGAGCGUUCUGAAGUCACAGCAGGAAUCGCGUACGAUAAGUGGGGCGAAGAGCAAGCCCACUAAGGGCUUCGACCCAUUCAAGAAAGCAAUGGACGCACCAAAGGGAUUGGCUCGAGCGAGGAAGCCCGAAGAGGGACGGAGCAAGACGUUUAGGAAUUAG
Molecule: messenger RNA, 2388 nt
Organism: Pseudovirgaria hyperparasitica
Lineage: Eukaryota; Fungi; Ascomycota; Dothideomycetes; Acrospermales; Acrospermaceae
Product: exosome complex exonuclease-like protein Rrp6
Exons: 4
Coding region: 1-2388 (795 amino acids)
Biological process (GO): nuclear polyadenylation-dependent antisense transcript catabolic process; nuclear polyadenylation-dependent snoRNA catabolic process; nuclear polyadenylation-dependent rRNA catabolic process
Cellular component (GO): nucleolus; nuclear exosome (RNase complex)
Molecular function (GO): nucleotide binding; 3'-5'-RNA exonuclease activity; nucleic acid binding
Source: RefSeq, a predicted model, not a curated record